Messenger RNA from Scylla paramamosain (green mud crab), 2615 nucleotides. It is a transcript of the gene Dip-C, whose product is annotated as xaa-Pro dipeptidase-like. The record is from RefSeq and is a predicted model, not a curated record. NCBI's taxonomy places the organism in Eukaryota, Metazoa, Arthropoda, Malacostraca, Decapoda, Portunidae. Gene Ontology annotation, molecular function: manganese ion binding; metalloaminopeptidase activity.
UAUUACUCAUAUUACUAUUAUUGCUGGUUGUGUUAGUAGGAAAUACUUAGAAAUAUUUAUACUAAGGAGCAUAGGCUCACUGGCCAUGCUGUCACCCAAACAGCUGAUAGCGGCCUAAACGAGUCUCUCUUAGCAUCAUGGCUGCCAAAGACAACAAGCCCACAAGUCCCUCCUACAAUGAUGGGGCUGCGUACUUUGACAUGGGGGAACACACAUUGCGUAUCCCCAUGUCUCUGCAUGCUGAGAACCGUCGCCGCCUGCAGGAGAGGCUGAAGGCGCGUGGGCUUGGUGGCGGUGACGUGGUGCUGCUUCAGGGCGGCAGCGACUCCACACGCUACUCUGGGGAUGCUGACAUUGUGUUCCGCCAGGAGCCGUACUUCCACUGGGCAUUUGGGGCGCUGGAGCCAGGCUGGUAUGGGGGCCUGGACGUGGCUACAGGCAGGGCGGUUCUCUUCUGUCCUAGACUACCGGAGGAAUACGCCACUUGGAUGGGCCGAAUCAAGUCACCACAGAAGUACCAGCAGCGCCUUCAGGUGGACGAAGUGCGCUAUGUGGAUGAGAUUGCAGACGUGCUGAGGGAGAUGACAGGACAGGCUGGGGCUUUGCAUACCCUCCGCGGCGUGAACACUGACAGCGGAAAGACAACACUGGAGGCUGCCUUUGAUGGAAUAUCCAGAUUCAACGUGAACAAUACACUACUGCAUGACGAGAUUGCGGAAUGCCGAGUGUACAAGACCAAGGCCGAGUUGGAGGUGCUGAGGUUCGCCACCCGUGUGUCAGCAGCCGCCCAUCGCUGUGUGAUGCGCAAGAUCCGGCCUGGCAUGAAGGAGUACCAGCUGGAGGCCAUCUUUCAGCACCACAGCUAUUACCAUGGGGGAUGCCGGCACCAGGGCUAUACCAACAUCUGUGGCUCUGGAUGCAACGCUGCCACUUUGCACUACGGGCACGCUGGCGACCCCAACCUGAGGACUGUGGGUGAAACGGACAUCUGCCUCUUUGAUAUGGGAGCCGAGUACUAUGGCUACACCAGCGACAUCACCUGCUCCUUCCCAGCCAGUGGCAAGUUCUCUGAUGACCAGAAGCUGAUCUACAACGCGGUACUGAAGGCAUCCAAGGCGGUGAUGGCGGCAGUGCAGCCUGGAGUGUCCUGGGUGGAGAUGCACCGCCUGACUUACCGCAUGAUACUGGAGGCCCUCAAGGAAGGUGGUGUGGUACAGGGGGACGUGGACAAGAUGAUGGAGGUGAACCUUGGCUCCGUGUUCAUGCCACAUGGCCUGGGUCACUUGUUGGGGCUGGACGUGCAUGAUGUGGGUGGUUACCUGGAGCAGUACCCGCCGCGCCCCACACCUGCUGGCUUCCGUUCCCUGCGCACUGCUAGGACUCUGGAAGAGAACAUGGUGCUUACUAUUGAGCCAGGAUGCUACUUCAUUGACCAUCUGCUGGACCAGGCACUGGCCAACCCUGAGCAGGCACAGUUCCUGGUGCCUGAAGCCAUUGCUCGUUUCCGUGGCUUUGGCGGGGUGAGGAUUGAGGACGACAUUGUGAUCACAGCUGAUGGGAUGGAAGACCUGGCCGGAGACACCAUCCCUCGCACCGUGGAGGAAAUCGAGGCACUCAUGGCAGAGGGUCAGCAGGAGGAAGUGUUUGUGCCACAGCUGCAUGCUCAACAGAAGCUUGGCCAGUAAGGUGACCCUGGCCACUUAGCACCACACUCAGGAUUCCUUCACACUAAAUCACUGGCAUUACAUUACAGGAAUGAUUAUCCUUAGAUUUAAUUUUAAUUAGAGGAUGGCAUACAAGAUUGAGGGCAUUGUAAGGGUAUAGAUGAUUUGAAUACUAAGGCAAAGAGUAGUGACCUUAUUAGUCCAUAUUAUAUUUGUUCUUGCAAAGUAAAUGAAGAAAUACCCUGUCAAUCCUCUCCAGCAUUACACUUGUGCCAAUUACAGUCUUUCCGGGAAUAUGUACUUACUAUGUACACUACAAGUAUUACUUUAUACAACUGCCUGGUGCUCAAGAUACAAAUGUCUUAUGUGUGGGGAAUGUGCUUGUCUGUCUACACCAUUAGUUCACUUGUGCCAUAACCGUUAAGCUCUUGGAAAAGAGGUUUAGCAUGCAAGUUGCAAGACCAAACAUGUGAGCAGUUUAAAGUGAGGCUUCUUAAGGUUGUGAAGACAUUAUUAAACUGUUAAUGUACUCAUGCAAAAAAAGUAUCCUUACUAAAAUAACUCAGAUUAUAUACAAUGCACAAAACAUCCUUUGUCAAGUUUCACAUGGCAAUUAUAUAGAAACUACUCACAUUACUCUGUGAAACUCAGUGUUUACAAUAUUCAAAUGAAACUACUCAAAUUACUCUGUAAAACUCAGUGUUUACAAUAUUCAAACUACUCAGUAAGUGACUCGGUGUUUACAAGGGUAAGGAUACUUUGUGUGGUUGUACACAUGAGUUGUAUUGUACUGUGCUCCUGUAACCUCCAAUUUUGUAUUGGGAACACUGCUAUGUAUGUUGCAGUGACCUUAAGAUAAAUAAAACUGUGAUGCAUAUUUUGGAAUACUGAGAUUGCAUAUUUUGUAAUAAAUGUGGGGCUUUUAAACUGGUCAAUAAAAAGCAAUUACCA